This is a messenger RNA of Tribolium castaneum (red flour beetle), 1879 nucleotides long. RefSeq lists its product as uncharacterized. Gene Ontology annotation, biological process: fatty-acyl-CoA biosynthetic process; long-chain fatty acid metabolic process. Bases 93 to 1742 code for a protein of 549 amino acids. Gene Ontology annotation, cellular component: mitochondrion. The transcript is spliced from 6 exons. Gene Ontology annotation, molecular function: long-chain fatty acid-CoA ligase activity. The record is from RefSeq and is a predicted model, not a curated record. NCBI's taxonomy places the organism in Eukaryota, Metazoa, Arthropoda, Insecta, Coleoptera, Tenebrionidae.
GUCAUGGUUCUACCAGAUAAUACACCACAUUAUCAGAGCAGUUAAAGAACAACAAAGAUAACAAUUUUAUAGUACACUGUAGACCAGUCACAAUGAUACUUUCACGAUAUUUACAUCCGCUAAAACAAACACUGAGACGCUUCGCUUCAGACAGUCUAAUUAAAUCAAUAGGCAAAGAAAUCCAAAUACCAAAAACCACCCUUCAUGAAUAUUUAUGGCAAAACUUGGAAAAAUGGCCCGAUAAAACCGCAACAGUUUGUUUCGAAACACAACGUAGCUACACUUACCACCAAAUCUACAAAAAAAGUCUCUCAAUUACCAAUUUUUUGAAAAAUUCCUUAAAAUUCAAUAGACGGGACACGGUCGGGGUUGUUUUACCCAACACGCCUGAAUACCCUAUUGUUCUCUUAGGGGCGAUUCAGGCCGGUUUGAGGGUAACAACCUGCAACCCCAACUACACAUCGGAAGAGCUUAGGAGACAGUUGAGUGACUCCCAAUCACGGCUAGUUUUUACGUCACGUGAGCUGCUCCCAUUGGUGCGUCAAGCGACGAAUUUACCGGUGGUGGAAAUUGCUAAUGAUAGAAGUGUCUCUAGUGGCGCCAUCAGUUUCCACGAAAUUUCCUCAGGAGAGGGUUGCCAACCAGUCACUGAUAUUAACUGCGAUGAUAUCAUUUUUUUGCCUUAUUCGAGUGGCACCACUGGGUUACCCAAAGGAGUACAGUUGAGUCACUAUAACAUUGUGGCCAACUUAUCCCAGAUUUGUUCACCAGAAUUUGCCCUUAUACGAAGUUAUGGGGAUGAACGUCAGGACGUAAUCCCGGCUUUUUUGCCUUUUUUCCACAUUUACGGGCUUGUUGUCGUGUUGCUUGAAACUCUCCUUCAGGGGGCUAAACUAGUGACAAUCCCUAAAUUCUCAUCCGACAAUUUUGUCAAACUUUUGAAAAAUUACAAGAAUGACGUUAUAUUUGCCGUGCCUCUAGUCGUAAUAAUGGCCAUAAAUCACCCAAAUAUAACCAAAGACGAUCUAUUGAACACUCGCACAAUAAUGUCGGGAGCUGCUCCCUUAGGGGGCUCCGACGUCGAGCGUUUUCGGGCCAAAACCGACAAUAAAGUGUCUCUGAUUCAGGGUUAUGGUAUGACCGAAACCGGCCCUGUCACCAUAAUCCAAAGCGAGAGUCUUCCUAAUGGAGUUAAAAUCGGGGGCAGUGGUUUUUUGGUCCCCAACACUGAAGCCCGAAUCAUCCCAAUUGACUCCCCUCCCGAAAAUCUCCCCCCGAACAAGUCGGGAGAACUCAUAGUCAAAGGCCCCCAAGUGAUGCCCGGGUAUUACAACAACCCCCAAGCCAACCAGGACAUUUUCCUGGAAGAUGGGUGGCUCCGAACCGGAGACAUCGCCCAUUACGACGAUGACAAUCAUUUUUUCAUCACUGAUAGAUUGAAAGAGUUGAUCAAAGUGAAGGGAUUUCAAGUAGCGCCGGCCGAACUCGAGGCCAUUUUAAGGGAACAUCCGAGUGUUGAGGAUGUGGGGGUUGUAGGCGUAGCUGAUCCAGUUUUAGGGGAAGUCCCUAAAGCUUUCGUUGUGGCUAAGUCAGGGCAAGAAGUGAAAGCGAGACAUUUGGAGGAGUUCGUCGCUAGUAAAGUAGCAAAGCAUAAACAGUUGAAGGGGGGCGUGGUUUUUGUGGGGGCGAUACCGAAAAACCCCUCUGGGAAGAUUUUGAGGCGCGAGUUGAAAAAAAUGUAGGCAGAGUGUUUACUUCAAGACAACCAAUUACCAAAAUUUAAGAGUUAUUUUCUGCUUUUCUAAAAGAGAGAUUUGUGGAACACACGCGUCUAGUCUGUCUUAUUUAAUUUAAUUUAAAAUAAAUUUCUUCCAAACGU